CGAGGCAGAGAUACGUCGAAGGCCGUACCUUGACGCUUUGCGGGGUAGAUAGCUUAUCUGCUGCCCUACCAUUCACGACCUCUCCAUUGCCCAUCGCAUGCUUGCCGUUGGGCCAUAAAAGUGCCGCCAAUUCUCGCUUGCCAAGGGACGACUCUCCACCCAAUUCCCCUCCCCUCUUCGCUUCUCUGCCGCCUGCAAGCAAGACGGCAAGCAACCGAAAGCAAUUAGACACUCAUCACUUAUCGAGAUCAGCCAUGUCGCCAGCCUCGGACCUGCAACAAGACCGUGAGCGCUUCGAAAAGGAAAAGGACCUCAGCAGCAAGUCGGAAGUCGACGUGCCCGAAGUCGCGAUGCAAAAGGACCUCGCCGUACAGACCGACGAAGAAGCCAAUGUUCCCGCUGGUGGCGAAGACGUCUUCAAAGUCGGCGGGGAAGGAGCUGAUUUCAGAGGUGUCUCGAUGUUUGGCGCCGCCAUACUCGUCGUAAAGACGUCCUUCGGUCUUGGUGUGCUUGGCAUCCCGACGACAUUCGCAGCUCUCGGCUUCUUCCCCGGCCUGCUGUGUCUCGUCAUCUUAAGCAUCGUAUCGACUCUUGCUGGUUGGUACAUCGGUCGCUUCCGUUUGCAUCAUCCGUCGGUGCAUUCCAUCGGCGACGUCGGUUUCCUUCUCUUUGGAGAGGCCGGGAGAGAGUUCCUCGGCGUCUCGCUUUGGCUCUUUUAUACCCUCAGCUACGGCUCGGGCGCUUUGGCAACAUCAAUUGCCUUUAAUUCGAUCACCGACCACGCCACAUGCACCAUGGUCUGGGUCGUCGUCGCUGCCAUCAUCGCCUUUGUCAUUGGAAGCAUGCUGCGGACUCUCAAGUCGCUCGUCUGGCUCGGAUCUGCCGCGAUCGUCUCUGUCUUUCUUGCCGUGUGGAUCGCUGCCAUUGCCAGUCUGGUGCUCAAGCGACCGGCCGCAGCGCCCGCCUACCCGGCACCCGUCGAACUGAACAACGGUCCAUUCGCAAGCAGCACGAGCUUUGCUGCCGUCAUGGCCGCCAUCAGCACCCAGCUCUUCUCUCUCUGCGGCACCGCUUCUUUCUUCCAGAUCCACUCCGAGAUGAGGGACCACCGUCAGUGGACGAAAUCGCUCUGCCUGGGACAGGGCUUCGUCUGCUUGAACUACAUCGCCACCAGCGUCAUCAUCUACGCCAAAGUCGGUCAAUACGUGCCCUCGCCACUGCUGGGCGUCGGCGGUGAGGUCGUCAAGAAGGUCGCCUACGGCAUUGCCCUGCCGGCUCUUCUCUAUACAUGCAUCUUCCAAGCCCACAUUGCCGCCAAGUACGCCUUUGUGCGCAUCCUCCGCAACACCCGCCACCUCCAGUCCAGCACAAAGAUCCACUGGCUCACCUGGGUCGGCUCCAUGACGGCUGUGUGCAUCUUCGGCUUCAUCGUCGCCUGCGCCGUGCCCUUCUUUGGCGGCCUGCUCGGCCUCAUUGGCGCGCUGCUCGGCACCACGUUCAUGAUCACCGUGCCCGCCCUGAUGUACCUCUACGAUGCUGCAUUCCUGGCCAAGGGCAGCGAGCACGGUUUGCGAUACAAGGUUCACACCUGGCUUCGCCAUGGUCUCUCUAGCAGGCCCCUCUAUGGCCUCAUUGCCAUCUUCUUCGUCGUCGCUGGCCUCUUUAUCACCGUGGCCUCGACCUACGGCUCCAUUGACGGCAUCGUCGAGUCGUUUGAGACAGGGUCCAACGGCGCCGCCUUCAGCUGCGUCAACAACGCGGGCAGCUGAUCGGCCGCUGCUCUUUCCUCUCCGUCUCAAGCUUUGUGUUCUGUUUGUCUCAUUUUACUGUACCAUACCACGCCAAUUACCCCCUUUCACUUUCAG
Messenger RNA from Acaromyces ingoldii, 1865 nucleotides. RefSeq lists its product as hypothetical. Gene Ontology annotation, cellular component: vacuolar membrane. Bases 255 to 1769 code for a protein of 504 amino acids. Gene Ontology annotation, molecular function: amino acid transmembrane transporter activity. The record is from RefSeq and is a predicted model, not a curated record. The transcript has 2 exons. Gene Ontology annotation, biological process: amino acid transmembrane transport. Lineage: Eukaryota; Fungi; Basidiomycota; Exobasidiomycetes; Exobasidiales; Cryptobasidiaceae.